This is a messenger RNA of Anoplopoma fimbria (sablefish), 3058 nucleotides long. Its product is annotated as protein FAM222B-like. The record is from RefSeq and is a predicted model, not a curated record. Lineage: Eukaryota; Metazoa; Chordata; Actinopteri; Perciformes; Anoplopomatidae.
GAACCAACACCGGGGAUGGUCUCUUCAUUUUUCUUAAAAAAACAAUAUAAAUGUUAUAUCUCCACAAAAUGAAGUUUCCCUACUCAUAGAUUCGCGAGGAUAUGGUGAGGAGAAGGUGUCCCAUGCUGCAUUAGCGUCAUAGUGACAUGCUAGCCUGUCUGCCAGCAUCAGGUGACCCUACCGUCAGACUUCUCUCCCGCACGCAGAUGAACACUGGACUUCAGAAAUGGGAAACUACACAGAAGAUGAGAUCUGCCAGCUAUCCAACCCCAGCAGAGUUGGAUGCCUUUGCUAAGAAAGUUGCCAACAGCCCUCUGACCAUCCAGAUCUUCCCCAACAGUGUCAAAGUACCUCAAAGGAAGCACAUUCGGCGCACAGUCAACGGGCUCGACACAUCCUCGUCCAGCCAGCGCCACAGUCCCUACCCGUCUCAGGUCAGCUCCAGUAGGGGCCUGCUGGCCGUCCUCCGCACGCCCGCCAAAGGCGUCGUCAAAGAGUCGGACGGCAGCCGCGCCCGGCAGCUCCAGAAGGCCACCAUGAACCCUCACAGCGGUCAGUACGCCGCUCAAAGCACUUUAAAUCUCCCUCAACCGGGCCAGCACCCACAGGGCCAGACGCAGCCCGCGGCCCUGAAGCAGGGCAUGGUUCAUCCGCAGGCGCUACAGCAAAGCAUGACUCAUCCAAUGACAUUACAGCAGCCUCAAACCAUGCCCCACCCGCAGGCUUUACAGCAAAGGAGCAUGGCUCAUUCGCAAGCUCUGCAGCGGCAGCAGAGCUUGUCCCAUGUUCAGACUCAGCAGCAGAGAUUGACUCAUCCACAGGCCAUACAGAGGCAGCAGAGUCUGCCUCACACCCAGGCUCAGCAGCAGCAGCAGCAGCAGCAGCAGCAGCAGCAGCAGCAGGGCCAGCCUCAUCCACCGGUUGUACCGCCGCAGCGUCUUUCUCAUCUGCAGACACUCAAGCAUCACGCGGCUCCUCCGCAAGCUUUACUCGCACAGCAGGGAGCGACUCAGGAUCUGCGCCACAUGUCCGACGGAGCUCAGCUUCCGGGCCUGCAGCACACCCAGGGGCUGGGCGGCCCACAGCCCCUCCCCCAGGCUGCAGGCGGGGGCUCCAACCGGGCCCAACAGCCUCCAGCAGCCCCAGCCGGGGCGUACGGGCCCCGAAAGCUCCCCGACGCGGACGCCCCACCAAAUGUAACUGUAUCUACCUCCACCAUCCCACUGUCCAUGGCAGCCAGCCUGCAUCAAAACCGGCCCAGCGACCUGAGCAGCAUUGUGCACCAAAUCAACCAGCUGUGCCAGGCAAGGGCCGGUAUGGGCGCCACCUCCGUUUGCGAGGGCCAGAUUGCGAACCCAAGCCCCAUCAGCCGCAACCUGCUGAUCAACGCCAGCUCCAGGGUGUCCUGUCAUCACCCGGCCAUGGGCUCGGUGCCCAGCUGCCUCAUGGUGGGAGCCCCAGACAAAGCCACAGCUCAGACUCUCAACGCUGCUCUCCACUCGCAGCCCAGUAUAGCUGCUACUAAUAGUAUACCCGCCUUUCACACAGACCCAGAGAAGGUACAACUGCAGCAGCUGCAGCACCAUUUACAUCAGCAGAAACAACAACAACAACAGCAGCAGCAGUUACAGCAGCAGCAACAUUUACAUCAUCUGCAGCAGCUGCAACAGCAGCAGCAGCAGCAGCGCUCCUGGGCCCAGCAUCAACUGGCCCACAUGCAGCAGCCACCUGAGGGGGCCCAUCCCUGCAAGAACCCAAGGAUGGAGCCUCCAACCGAGUGCGCUUUCCCCUCUCGAAACCUCAACUAUACCCACAAGCUACCCAGCGCUGCACAGUCCUUUACCCUGAAGCACCCCUCCGAUAAAGCACGGCCAUCAUCCCCUGUUAACUGCCCAGUAGGUUCUAUGCCUUACAUCAAUGGCCACUACAUGCAGCCGCCAUGGGGCGGCAUCCCGGCCACAGCAGGUCACAAUGGAUCAGGCCCCCAGGACCUCCCCGUGGGUUUCCAGGGAGGGCAGGUUGCUUCAUCCGCAGAUCGCGUUCCUGGGGCAAAGUACAGGCCGGGCAAAGAGGGUCCUCCUGACCAAUCCAAGUUGAUGCAGAACGUGGAUUUCUUAGGGGGGAACUUCCAGAUGCCCAGCUUUCAGGAGCAGAACAUGGGCGUGAUGGAGAAGAUGCACAGGUCGGCCAUGGGCCAAGUUCAGGAGCCCAGCGGCGGCGGCGUUCACGCUCAUCACCCGGGCUACCGUUAAAGCGGGCGCUUAUCUCCUUUCUGCCCCCUCCCCUUGAGUUUUUCCUCAACAGCUACUUUCAGCACCUGUGGUUUAUUCUUUAAGAUCUUGCAAGUGAUCAAUUACAUUUUAUUGCUCCAGAGCUCGAUUUGUAGACCCCACCAGGUUGUGAUGUUUCAAAGUAUUCCUCAGGUCUUAAGCCAUGUCGUACCUUUGUUGCAGAUUAAGGGUUUUUGAGAUUGUUCUCCACUCUCGAGCAGAACUCCUUUUUUCAUCACUGGCAUGGAUUUGCUGCUCUUUGUUCGUGUAUAUAUGGUGUUCUAAAAUAUUAAUUUACAGCUGAGAAAAUGCUUGCCACAUGAUUGUCACAGUGCUUUUUUCCAUAGGUUGACAUGUAACAACUUUUAUUUUGAGCAUUUGUGGCCUUAAAACUGCCCAAAGGCAAGAUAUUAGGAUGCCCUUGUGUGAUGUUGUUUUUAUUUGCAAUUAUUUAUCCUCUUAACAGGUUUGUGAUCCAUUUAAAUAAGGUUACAUGUAUAUGCAAUUAAUAAGACUGUUGAUAAGGUUUUUGACCCAGAGGCUUCCUAUUAUAGUUGAGGCGUAGACUUGUAAACGGGCCUAGGAGUGAGAGCCACGGCUCCUCUAUCAGGAAUACAACAUGGCUUCUGAACCGCACCGUUUGUGGUCCAGCUGGUUUAUUGUUUUUUUUGUUGCAUGGUUCAAUGGCUGAUCACAGGCAAAGCCAGCACUAGCAAAAAACAGUAACAUUCACCAUGUGGUUUCUCAAGGUGUGUGUGUGUGUGUGUGUGUGUGUGUGUGUGUGUGUG